Danio rerio (zebrafish) is the source of this 1795-nucleotide messenger RNA. RefSeq names its product receptor accessory protein 3b (gene reep3b). Lineage: Eukaryota; Metazoa; Chordata; Actinopteri; Cypriniformes; Danionidae. The record is from RefSeq and is marked provisional. Gene Ontology annotation, cellular component: endoplasmic reticulum membrane.
GAAAGCGCACCUUUUACAGAAACGGCAUCGGUUUUGGGCGAGAGCACGUAGAAGAUGGGCACAACAACAGUGUCAUUAGUUUAAACUCCCUUUGUCUCCGUAGUUAGUUUCAAACGAGAUGUUUUUGUCUAACAUCGAUUAAUGAGCGAACGGAGGGUAUCGGGAGACGGUUAGUGUUUGUCCUCGUUUGAAGUUGGACACUGAAGUUGUAAAUAAGGUUAGCUUAGCUAGAAUCUUUCUCUGCUCGGAUCUAUCCUGCGGAAAAUAUGGUGUCCUGGAUGAUAUCAAGAUCUGUUGUGCUGGUUUUCGGAAACCUGUACCCAGCGUACUACUCCUAUAAAGCAGUGAAAACCAAAAAUGUCAAAGAAUACGUACGAUGGAUGAUGUACUGGAUUGUCUUUGCCUUGUUUACAGUAGUGGAGACGGUCGCAGAUCUAACCAUAGCCUGGUUUCCCCUUUAUUACGAGAUCAAGAUUGCCUUUGUGAUCUGGCUUCUGUCUCCCUACACAAGAGGAGCUAGUGUCAUCUACAGAAAAGCCCUUCAUCCUUUGCUGUCGUCCAAAGAAAGGGAAAUUGACGACUACAUAGUCCAAGCCAAAGAGCGCAGCUAUGAGACUAUGGUGAACUUCGGCAAACAGGGCCUGACCAUCGCUGCAACUGCUGCUGUGUCUGCUGCUGUCAAGGGUCAAGGUGCCAUCACAGAGAAGCUAAGGAGCUUCAGCAUGCACGACCUUACCCAGAUCCCACAAGACGACGGCUAUUCGUCAUACGCCUCCAACCCAGCCAGAAGAGCCAUCAUGGACCAGCCCGAUGGAGCUGAGUAUUAUCAUGGUGAUGAUGAUGACCGGAGUGAUGAAGACAGUAAGCCGGUGUUCUCAGAAGAUGAAGCCGUGUCUCAUCAUGGACUCCGACGAUCACAGAGUGUUAAAGUCACUCGCUCAAAACUCCGCAGAGAUGCACGAUAUGGAUCUUUGAAGAUCAAAGGGAGAAAAAGACCAGGCAUCAACGCCACGACUUACUCCAACAUGGAGAGCUGAACUGACUACUGAUGUGUGGGAAGGUGUGUCCACUUUAUCAGCGUAUUCACCUCUCUUCGCAAGGGCUGUGGACUCUAUUUCCCAAGUUUUUCCAUGAAUAUACCAGCAGUUCUAUUUAUUACCAGCAGUUGUGUACAUACAUUGAGCAUCUUGCGCUAGAGUAUGGGGUUUGACUGAUGGGUGAAUUUGUUUGUUAUGCAUGGCUUUAUUUGUCUGAGUUAGAUUAUCCAGAUGCCUUUAGCUUCAGUAUUUUAGAAGUGUGUCCUCCUUAUGGAUGUGGGUUUUAUAUUUCUGUUUUCAUGAAUCUUUUGCUGCCUUUUAGAUGAUGUGUUUUAAAUAGUUUUACAGCUGUAGACUGAUUCUUAAACUUGAAAAUGAUUUGUCAGCAUCAGACCAAAAGUGUCUCUUAUCAGUGAUGGAGAAAUGACCAAAGAGAACAAAAGGCAGUGUUUGCGGUAAUGUUAAGAUGCUUUAAUUCCAUUUUGUUAAAACAAAUCCAAUGUUUUCUUUAUUGUUGAAGGUAUGUGGGUUUAAAGAAACUCCUUUUGCACAUUCUUUAAAUCCUCGAUGUAAGUCCUUCACGUCUGGUCUCAGCGCAGAAUGUUCUUUAUUUGGGAGAAUGUCUACAUUAAUGAAACACCUCUGCUGUGUGUGUGAGAGUGUGUGUGCAGGUGAUGCUGUGCUGUCGUGUGACUGGAUGUGUCAUUUAAAAUGAAUGCAAUAAUAUGAAUAAAGACAGAAUGUUGUGAUGAGUCUUA